AGUAAAUGGAUGCUUAGUCCAAGCUUGAAAAGUACUAAAAUCCUGUAGUACAGAAGAUUUGAACUACAGUGGUAUUUGGUUUAGGAGGAUGGAGCCUCUGAAGAAGUUCAUGACUGUCUCAGAACCUCAAAAUCUGGCUCUGUAUGAACAGAGUAACGUCUUGAGAGCAGAUGAGUCUUGGCAGCAGGAAAUAUCUCGCCAGAAGUUCAGACAUUUCCAGUAUUUGGAAGUAUCUGGGCCCCGUGAAGCCCUGCACCAACUCUGGGAGCUCUGUCUGCAGUGGCUGAGACCAGAAAUUCACACAAAGGAGCAGAUCUUGGAGCUGUUGGUGCUAGAACAAUUCCUGGCAGUCCUCCCUGAAGAAGUCAGGACUUGGGUAAAUUUAUAUCAUCCCAAGAGUAGCAAAGAUGUGGUGACCUUCAUAGAGGAUGUCAUUGAAAUGCUCAAAGACAAGGGAAUACCUUCCAAAGACUCUGCCUCUCAGAAGGGGAACACCAAGGCAGAGCAUAUGGAAGCUGACUCACUAACAGACAAGCCCCAGGAACCAGUAACAUUCAGAGAUGUGGUUGUGGAAUUCAGUGAAGAAGAGUGGGGGCAACUGGACUCUGCUGAAAAGAACCUGCACAGGGAUGUGAUGCUGGAGAAUUACAGGAACCUGAAUUUAUUGCAUGAAGUUGAGAUCCCCAGCUUGGAGAAUGAGAAUAAAAGACGGAUAAUGGAAGGAGAAAUCCCAACCAUUUUUGACAUGGACAGUAUUUCAGAAAACCAAGACUCAAUUCUAAAGCAGAAGGUUUCUGCAGAAGAAUCAUCUCAUGGAGUAAUUAUGGCAUUGCCUGCCAAAAAUACACACACUUCUGUACACAAAUGGAGGGGUGAGAAUCAGUUUCAUAGGAACCAGGAAAAGCAGGACAUAAAUUUGCCUCAAGAGGCUUUCAUUCAUAUGACAGUCUCUAAUAAGGAAGGAGAUUCUGAAUCUAUUGACAAUAAGAAAAGCUUUAUAUCAGUUAACUCUAUUUGGAAUAUGCAACAAGAAACUCCGACAGGAAUAAGGUCCCCAAGUGGACACAAGUUUAAAACUAACUUGAAGUUUAAUUCAGACUCUGUGGAUGAGCCACAUUCACAAUUUAAUGAAUGUGGAAAUGCCUUGAGCAUUAAUACACAUAUUAUUCAGCCCAACAAAAGGUAUGUAACAGUGAAUUCCUAUAAAUGUUAUCAAUGUGGGAAAACCUUUAGCCGAAGUUCAUCCGUCCUUAGACAUCAGAUCAUUCACACUGGAGAAAAGCCCUAUAGAUGCAGUGAAUGUGGUAGAUUUUUUAACCGGCACACAAACCUUACAAAACAUCUGAAAAUUCAUACGAAGGCAAAGGCCUCUGAAGGUAAUGAGUGUGGAAUGGCCUUCUGUAAGAGUGAAAACACUAAUAAAAAUCCAAGACCCCAUUCUGGAGACAAUCCCUAUGGAUGUGUUGACUGUGGAAAAUCCUUCAACCGCAGUUCCUCCCUUCUAAGACAUCAAGUGAUUCAUACAGGAGAGAGACCAUUCAGAUGUAAAGACUGUAAGAAAACUUUCAACCGACAUUCAAGUCUUACUAAACAUCAAAAGCUUCAUAUUCAAGGUAAAUAUGAAAAGGAAGAAACACGAUUACCUUCAGUAGGUGCAGAGCUCAUUCAGCAUCAUGAGUAUUAGAAUCCUAUGAAUAUAAUAAAUUUAAGAAAGCAUUUGUGAAAGAUUAUUCCUUUAGUAAUGUGACAGUACUGGAGAGAAAUCUAUUUGAGCUUUUCUAGACUCCCAAAUGAAGCGACCAGCGUUUGUACUUCAGCAUAUCACCACACAAGUCUUUGUCUAUCAUUUUAUUAUAUUACCCUUGCCUUUCUUUGGUUCAUAAAUAGGAUUGCUUCUUGCAUUCACCUGAUUUAUUGAUGAAUGAGCAACCAAGAAAUAUGUUUAGAGUCGAUAUUUAAUAAACUGUUGGUCCAUAUGAGAAGAUCACAGUAAAACAAGCUUAUGGCAAGUAUAAUAUAGGAGAACACUUUUAAGUACUGAAACCUCUGAAUUAAUGGCAAAGACCAGACAUAAUAAUAAUAAUGGCAGUGACUGCCAGUUAUUCCUAUUUAUUUCACCCCUGACAUUAUCUUUACCUGUCAGUACCCUUUGGGACUAGAAUUGGAGUUAGCAACUGCAGUGGAAGAUUGAAUUCUUCAUUUGUAUGUGUUCCUUAAAUCUGCAUUUUUAAAAAGUACUUGAGAUCUAGGCUGGAGAAACAUCUAUAGCCUGAAGACAGAUCUGUCAUUUAUGCCAAAUUUUAUAAGUUCAAUAAAGUAUCAUAAUACUGU
This is a messenger RNA of Fukomys damarensis (Damara mole-rat), 2331 nucleotides long. RefSeq names its product zinc finger protein 215 (gene Znf215). Gene Ontology annotation, biological process: negative regulation of transcription by RNA polymerase II. The transcript is spliced from 5 exons. NCBI's taxonomy places the organism in Eukaryota, Metazoa, Chordata, Mammalia, Rodentia, Bathyergidae. Gene Ontology annotation, molecular function: DNA-binding transcription repressor activity, RNA polymerase II-specific. The record is from RefSeq and is a predicted model, not a curated record. Bases 89 to 1684 code for a protein of 531 amino acids.